AUGGCAGGGACGGCAGCCGCUUGCGCUGCCAUAGCGGUACCGCAUGUCGUAUACCUCAUCAUGUGGACCCGACCAGAGAUAUGGUUGAGACGAUGCAAGAGGAUAGGAAGGGAUCCUUGCAGGGAGAUGGCCUGGUGGAUGGUAGCAAUGAAAGGGAUACAGGCGAUUGCAGUGCUGUUGUGGCUUUGGAAGGUGGAAGGUGGUAGUGGGAGGCUAUGGUGGGAGACGUGGACUUUUAACCUCUACAGAGCAUUUGCAGUUGUACUCUUCUGUGCUGGACAGUUCCUCAACGUAGCAUGCUACAAGGCUCUAGGGUUAAAUGGAAUCUAUUACGGAGUGAAGUACGGCAAGAAGGUACCAUGGUCGCAUGAGUGGCCCUACGGAGGCAAGUUUUCCUUGAGGCAUCCCCAGUACGUGGCAUCGGUGAUGACAGUGUGGUGUGCCAUGCUUCUCUUGAGCCUGGAUGUACACUAUCUCAACGGAGCUUACGUGAUCCUUGGGUUUUGGACCGCCUGCUACGUGGCAACAGCUCUUUCGGAGGAUCUUUUGUAG
This is a messenger RNA of Guillardia theta CCMP2712, 552 nucleotides long. RefSeq lists its product as hypothetical. The coding region runs from base 1 to 552 and encodes 183 amino acids. Gene Ontology annotation, molecular function: S-adenosylmethionine-dependent methyltransferase activity. The record is from RefSeq and is a predicted model, not a curated record. The transcript has a single exon. Gene Ontology annotation, biological process: phosphatidylcholine biosynthetic process. NCBI's taxonomy places the organism in Eukaryota, Cryptophyceae, Pyrenomonadales, Geminigeraceae.